Molecule: messenger RNA, 967 nt
Organism: Zeugodacus cucurbitae (melon fly)
Lineage: Eukaryota; Metazoa; Arthropoda; Insecta; Diptera; Tephritidae
Product: farnesol dehydrogenase
Exons: 2
Coding region: 127-876 (249 amino acids)
Source: RefSeq, a predicted model, not a curated record
GACCAGCCCCUCAUUCAGUCUCUGCUACACAGCACGCGCAACUGGUCGUACUCUCUUGGCGCAGCGCUUCCUCGCAAACGUUUUAAUUAGAUUUAGUGGAAAGCCAAACUUGUGAAUUCACCAAAUAUGAAUCGCUGGCAAAAUCGUGUAGCCGUCGUUACCGGCGCCAGUUCGGGCAUUGGAGCUGCCUGUGCCAAAUUGAUUGUGGCCGCUGGCAUACAAGUGGUGGGACUGGCGCGCCGCGUCCAACGCCUGGAGGAGCUCAAGCAAUCGCUGCCCGCCGAGCAGCAACCGCUCUUCCACUACAAACAAUGCGACGUUUCGCAAGAGCAGCAGGUGAAUAAGGCCUUCGAUUGGAUCGAACAGCAGCUGGGUGGCACCGACAUACUCGUCAGCAAUGCGGGCAUACUGCGCGACGGCAAUCUGGUCGAUAUGGCCGUUAGCGAUAUACGCGACGUGGUCAACACCAAUUUGAUGGGCUCCAUUUAUUGCCUACAAAAUGCGAUCAAAAGCAUGCGAAAGCGCAACUAUCCGGGACACUUGAUAUUCAUCAACAGCACAGCCGGUCUGGCGGGCUACAAUCCGGGCAAGGAUGAUCCCAGCUUGAACGUGUAUACGCCGACGAAAUUCGCACUGAAUGCGGUCAAUGAGAUUUGCCGACAGGAGUUGAUCACAUUGAAGACGAAGGUCAAGACGACGAAUAUUAGCCCCGGCUGGGUGUCUACCGAAAUCGUGCCGGACGAGACGAAGGCUCAACUGGGUGAUGUUAUACUGCAGGCCGACGAUAUCGCCAAUGCGGUCAUCUAUGCGCUCUCCACACCUCCGCACGCGCAGGUGCAAGAGAUUACGUUGCGCGCCGUCGGCGAGUGGUUCUAAGGUGGCAUGGGAUUCAAAUACACUCUAACCCAAUAAAAUACUUGUAUAUACAACAACAAAAUAAAUAUAUUUUAGCUAAUUUUUACACAAA